AUGCCACUGCUCCUACAAACCCUUAGCCUGCCCUCGUUGCACCCUACCCUCCCACGAGGUCUUCCCACCAUUACCUUCCAUCCUCACCUGGUCAUCCCGCCCUGCCUCACACACACCCUCUCUCGCCCUCGCCCCUCGUCGAUCCUUUCUCUCACACCUGCCCCACCCUCCCCUUCCUCGCGUUCUCUCUCCCUCCACCACUCCCCCCAUGGCAGGAUGACCAUGCCGGAGUUGCUGCAGCAGAAGCACCCAACGGCGUGGGUGGACUUUGAGUGCGGCCGCAUAUCAGAGCACCAGCUGCACCAGCGCUUCUUUGCUGACGGCCGUCACUUCGACCUGCAAGGCACGCUCCUCCCCUCCCUGCCCCCACUGCCUUGCACGCCGCCACAUAAUGCACUCACAAGAGAGGAGCGGGAAAGGGGGGGAGGGGGAGGGAUGCGUGGAAUGUGGAAAAUAGCAGCACGGAGGAGUGGGCUGAAGGCAACGAUGCAGGGGGCGUACGAGUGGGUGGAGGGCAUGGAGCCCUUGCUCGCUGCCCUCAACGCUCACGGCUUUGCCACCCAUGCCUUCACCAACUACCCCCCCUGGUACCCUCCCUCUCACCUCCAGCCUCCCCAUACUCUCCCUCUCCACCUUUUCCAUCCUCCUUCCCCCGUUCCCUCUUUCCCUCUCUCUCUUUUGUCGCUAGCUUCCUCUCCGGCUCUCCUUGUACCAAAUGAUAGAGGACAAGCUGCGCCUCUCACGCUACCUGCACUGGACCUUCGUCUCCUGCCACAUGGGUGCGCUUUGCCAUGUGCAAUGGUGAAUGGGUGUGUGAUGGUGCAUGGAUGUGUGGUGGUGCAUGGGUGUGUGAUGGUGCAUGGGUGUGUGAUGGUGAAUGGGUGUGUGAUGGUGCAUGGGUGUGUGGUGGUGCAUGGGUGUGUGGUGGUGCAUGGGUGUGUGGUGGUGCAUGGGUGUUUGAUGGUGCAUGGGUGUGUGAUGGUGCAUGGGUGUGUGAUGGUGCAUGGGUGUGUGGUGGUGCAUGGGUGUGUGGUGGUGCAUGGGUGUGUGAUGGUGCAUGGGUGUGUGGUGGUGCAUGGGUGUGUGAUGGUGCAUGGGUGUGUGAUGGUGAAUGGGUGUGUGAUGGUGCAUGGGUGUGUGGUGGUGCAUGGGUGUGUGAUGGUGCAUGGGUGUGUGAUGGUGAAUGGGUGUGUGAUGGUGCAUGGGUGUGUGGUGGUGCAUGGGUGUGUGGUGGUGCAUGGGUGUGGUGGUGCAUGGGUGUGUGAUGGUGCAUGGGUGUGUGGUGGUGCAUGGGUGUGUGAUGGUGCAUGGAUGUGUGAUGGUGCAUGGGUGUGUGGUGGUGCAUGGGUGUGUGGUGGUGCAUGGGUGUGUGAUGGUGCAUGGGUGUGUGGUGGUGCAUGGGUGUGUGAUGGUGAAUGGGUGUGUGAUGGUGCAUGGGUGUGUGGUGGUGCAUGGGUGUGUGGUGGUGCAUGGGUGUGUGGUGGUGCAUGGGUGUGUGAUGGUGAAUGGGUGUGUGAUGGUGCAUGGGUGUGUGAUGGUGAAUGGGUGUGUGAUGGUGCAUGGGUGUGUGGUGGUGCAUGGGUGUGUGGUGGUGCAUGGGUGUGUGGUGGUGCAUGGGUGUUUGAUGGUGCAUGGGUGUGUGAUGGUGCAUGGGUGUGUGAUGGUGCAUGGGUGUGUGAUGGUGCAUGGGUGUGUGGUGGUGCAUGGGUGUGUGAUGGUGCAUGGGUGUGUGAUGGUGAAUGGGUGUGUGAUGGUGCAUGGGUGUGUGGUGGUGCAUGGGUGUGUGGUGGUGCAUGGGUGUGUGGUGGUGCAUGGGUGUGUGAUGGUGAAUGGGUGUGUGAUGGUGCAUGGGUGUGUGAUGGUGAAUGGGUGUGUGAUGGUGCAUGGGUGUGUGGUGGUGCAUGGGUGUGUGGUGGUGCAUGGGUGUGUGGUGGUGCAUGGGUGUUUGAUGGUGCAUGGGUGUGUGAUGGUGCAUGGGUGUGUGAUGGUGCAUGGGUGUGUGGUGGUGCAUGGGUGUGUGGUGGUGCAUGGGUGUGUGAUGGUGCAUGGGUGUGUGGUGGUGCAUGGGUGUGUGAUGGUGCAUGGGUGUGUGAUGGUGAAUGGGUGUGUGAUGGUGCAUGGGUGUGUGGUGGUGCAUGGGUGUGUGAUGGUGCAUGGGUGUGUGGUGGUGCAUGGGUGUUUGAUGGUGCAUGGGUGUGUGAUGGUGCAUGGGUGUGUGGUGGUGCAUGGGAGUGCGAUGGUGUGCGCAAGCCGUCUCCCGAGGCGUAUGAAGCAGCGCUGGCAACCCUCACUGUUGACCCCUCCACAUGCAUCUUCAUUGAUGACAGGGAGUCGAAUGUGCUAGCAGCACGAGGCGUGGGGAUGACAGGAAUAACAUUCCAGUCGGCCAAGCAGCUUGCUGCCGAACUCUCACCCAUCCUUAAUAUUGAGCUUUAG
Molecule: messenger RNA, 2436 nt
Organism: Closterium sp. Naga37s-1
Lineage: Eukaryota; Viridiplantae; Streptophyta; Zygnematophyceae; Desmidiales; Closteriaceae
Source: the annotation of a GenBank genome assembly